This is a messenger RNA of Fonsecaea multimorphosa CBS 102226, 468 nucleotides long. RefSeq lists its product as uncharacterized. Bases 1 to 468 code for a protein of 155 amino acids. The transcript is spliced from 2 exons. The record is from RefSeq and is a predicted model, not a curated record. Lineage: Eukaryota; Fungi; Ascomycota; Eurotiomycetes; Chaetothyriales; Herpotrichiellaceae.
AUGGCUCAAUCCGGACGAGACAGCGGAGGUGACCUCUUCGACAUGGCACAAAAAGGCACAAAGGUACCAGACGACGCAGCAGAGCCGCGAUACAUCCCAUCCAAAGCGCGGCCGGAUCAAAUAGCCUCUGAAACCGAUCCUAACAAUCUGGGUGGCCGGACACUUGCAGAGGCAGCGACCAACGAAGGCGACAUCCCCAGGACCACCAGAGACACUGCUGUGAACGAUGUUCUUACUGGAACGGGAGAUUCUCUCCCCUCCCAAGUUGACUCCAAACGACUGCACGCGGUACCCGGCGGUGUCACCCACGAUCCAUUUGCCAAGGGUUCAACCAGGAUGACGGAGCACAAAGUGCAGCCGUCGGAUUUUGUACAGGGUGCGUCGGAUGGUCCGCGGACUGAUCGAGCUCCUGGUCAAGAGGGAUUGAGUGAUGAGCAGGCGAUGGACAACCUCGAGCGCAGAGGAUGA